Messenger RNA from Scophthalmus maximus (turbot), 1990 nucleotides. RefSeq names its product perilipin 3 (gene plin3). Gene Ontology annotation, cellular component: lipid droplet; cytosol. The coding region runs from base 168 to 1448 and encodes 426 amino acids. The record is from RefSeq and is a predicted model, not a curated record. The transcript has 8 exons. NCBI's taxonomy places the organism in Eukaryota, Metazoa, Chordata, Actinopteri, Pleuronectiformes, Scophthalmidae. Gene Ontology annotation, biological process: positive regulation of triglyceride storage; lipid storage.
UCUCCGCCCUCAUUGGCCCGCCCGUGCUCAACUCUAGAUUCCGCCAGUGAGAGAGGGACGGAGAGUCCGGGGCACUGUUGAAGGCUGACCCGGUUCACUGACUUACAGGUCACGGCAGGACAGAGGAACAAUAAGCCCCCUGUGAGAGAUUGAAUCCGGCAGUCACAAUGGCAGACAGUGGGAAGACUAAUGAGAGUGGAGCUGCAGCAGCAGAAGCCGCUAACGGAGACCAGCAGAAUGUUGUUUCCCGAGUGAGCAACUUGCCCCUGGUCAGUUCAGCUUACGAGGUGGUUUCCAGCGCCUACAGCAGCACCAAAGACAAUGUGCCCUUGCUGAAGGGAGUGAUGGAUGUAGCAGAGAGCGGCGCCCGAACCCUGGGAGCAGCUGCCACCACUGGGUCCAAGCCUAUUCUGGACAGAAUAGAACCACAGCUUGCUACAGUAAAUGAGUAUGCCUUGAAAGGACUGGAAAAGAUGGAAGAGAAGCUGCCUAUUCUUCACCAACCGGCAGAUGAGGUCAUGUCAAACACAGUGGGUAUGAUGUACCAGUCGGUGGCAGGCGCCAAAGAUGCUGUGAUGGGGGCUUGGAUGGGUGGUGUCGAGCUGACCCGGGCAGCAGUCAGCGGAGGUAUCAGCACCGUCAUGAGCACCAGGAUGGGCCAGAUGGUCAGCAGCGGGAUGGGCCUGGCCCUCAGCCGAUCUGAGGACUGGGUUGACCAGAACCUGCCGGUCUCUGAGAGGGAGCUGGCUGCUGUGGCUGAACCUGUCACCAGUGAGGUGACUACUCCGCCGGACAGCCCCAGCUACUUUGUCCGCUUGGGGAAACUCUCUGCCAAGGUACAGGAGCGAGCCCUACAGCAAUCUCUGGUCCGUGCACGGCAUGCCAGGGAUUCCACCUAUGCUGCGGUGGCUCAGAUUACCAGUACUCUGGACCUGCUCGAGAGUGCCCGUACCAGCCUGGGUACGGCCAGUAACCAGAUAGGAGGGGCCUCAGAGCAGCUACUGCAGCGCUGGACAGAGUGGAAGGAGAAGCAGGCUGGAACUGGACAGACAGAGUCAGAGCCGGAUGGGACCAAAGAUGAAUCUGAGCAGCUGGAAUGGCGGGCUCUCUCCAUGGUCCGUGGUCUGAGUGACCAGCUGCGGUCAGCCAGCUCCAGCGUGGUUUCAAGUGCUCAGGGUCUGCCAGGUGCGGUCCAGGAGCAGCUGACCAGCGCGAGGCGAUCAGCUGAGGAGCUGCAGUCCUCUCUGGGGAACACCAGCACUCUCACACCCCUCCUUCUGGAGCGCAGCCGUCACCACCUGGCCCAAGUUCAGCAGUCUGUGGACGGUGUCAUGGAGUAUCUACUUCACAACACACCACUCAACUGGCUGGUGGGGCCCUUUGCUCCUCUGCUCACUGAAAGGGCCGAGGGAGAUGUGGCGAUGGAGCACGCUGGCCCAGACAACUAGUCCUCGAGACCUGGUUGUGUUUCUCCGUGAAUAAUCAAUUUGCUUUAACGAAAGAAGCUUCAUAUUCGUGUGAUGUUGUCUCCAUGAUUCACUAAAUUCGAACUUGCUUAACGACACUACAUUUGUGAUUUAGCGUUUAGUAGAAUAUAUUACAACUGAAUGCACUGACCCAAGGUCAUUGGGUCAUUUCUGCAAUUUGUUAUUAAUACUGGAAAAGAUUAAAAAUAUAUAUAUAUUUUUACAUCUGUUUUGCCUAAAACAAAUAAUAUAAAGCAAGUGCUAAACCACAUUUUAUUGUCCAGGCCAUUUUAGGGGCAUCCUAAGUUUUCCUUUAAAAAAAAAAAGGACACAUGAAAGCAUCUGUAGUGACGUGUUAUUCACAGUGCAUUUCAUUUGUGUUUUGAUCUGCUGGUUUUUGUUUUAAUUUCAGUUUUAUGUAUGAGAACCUUCGUGUGUUUACUGUAUGGAAGCAGCUGAAGAACUGUCAAUCAACGCUAUGUCAAUAAAUCCUGGACACUUUCAUUGUCUUUAAAGACAUUUUA